AUGUCAUAUACAUCAAGAUAUUCAUCAGCAAGACCAUAGACUGUAAAGAGUACGAUAGAAACAAAGACAACAACUACUCCAGCUGUUUAAGUUACUAAGCAGACAGAGUAAUCACCUUAACCUGUUUAAAGAUCUGAUGUUAGAAGAUCAAGUUAACUUAGAGCAAGUGGAUAAUAAGCAACAGUUAUUAAUGUGUAUAUCUAUAUAUAAUAUAAUUAAUAUAGACCACCUCCUACAACUGAAAGAAAGUGGUUAGGUAAGAAUCCAGAAGUUGUUUGCUUUUUAUUAGCUUUAGAAAAUGAUAGAUUAAUGAAAGAGAGUAAUUCUUAAAUCAAUCGAAUUAAAGAAUUAGAAAGUGUUAAUGAAUAAUAAGAAAUCAGAAUUAGAGAAUUAUAAACUAAGAUUGAAUCACAAACUACAGAAAUAUCUAAUUAUAAGUUAAUAUAUAUUUAUAUAUAAUUAUUAGAUCUGAAAUCGAAAAACAUCUUAUUAGAAUUAGACAAUUAGAAUCUGAAUUGAAUGAAUAUAAAUCUAAAUUAGGAAAUGUUGAUCAAAGUCUUGCUGGUAGAUUGAAAGAGGCAGAAAGGAAAUUAUAAGACAGUGAAAAAGAAUUGACUAAUUGGAAAAAUAAAUAUAAUACAGAUAAAACUAAUUGGGAUAAUGAAAUUAAAAGACUUAAUGACUUACUUACUUAAAAACAAAAAGAAUUAGAUGAUUAUAAAAAUAAUUAAGGUAAAAAUUAUGAACAAUUAUAAUUAUAACUAAGAUAAUAUGAAACUAAAAUUAGAGAAUAUGAAAGUUAAAUUAAUACUUAUAAAAUUGAUAUUGAUCGUUUGAAUAAAUUAUUACUAGAAAGAAAUUCUGAAAUUGAUAGAUUAAAGAAUGAACUUAAAACUAGAUUGGCAGAAUUAGAUGAUUGGAGAAGUAAAUUUACAAAUCUCUAAAAUUAAUUUAAUACUAUGAAAUCUUAAUAUGAAUCUAAAAUUAAUGAAUUAACCAAUACACUUUAAAAUAGAGACAGAGAUUUAAAUGAUUGGAAAAAUAAAUAUGCUAAAUUAGAAGGAUAAUUUAAUAAUCUUGGAAGUCUUCAAUCAGGAAGUGAAUCUAAAAUUACUGAUUUAUAAAAUAGAUUAUCAUUAUUAUAAUCAGAUUUUGAUAGAUUAUAAGCUUAAUUAAGAGAUAGAGAUGCAUAAAUAUAAGCAUUAAAGGAGAAACUUUAGAGAUUAGAAUAAGAUAACUUUACUUUAACUAAUUAAUUACAAGAUUUAUAAUCGAGAUAUAAUAAUCUAGUAAAGGAAAAUGAGAAAUUGUAAAAUGAAUUAAGAAAUAAAAAGAAUGAAUUAGAUUUUAUGAAAUAAUAAUUACAAUAAGCUAAUGAUUAACUUAAAAGAUAUGAAGAUUAAAUCAAUUAAUUAAAUGAUUAAAUUAUGGAAUGUAGAGAUUUAAUAAUGUCUCUAUAAAAUGCUAAGGAGAUGUUAGAAAGAUAAGUUUAAGAUUUAUAUGGUAAGUCAAAUGAUAAUGUUGGAGAAUUGAGAAGUGCAAAUGAUUAAUUGGAAGGAAAGGAUAAAGAUAUUGCUGAUCUUAGAGAUUAAUUAAAUUAAUUCUAAGUAGAUAGAUAAAUUAUGGAAUCUAUGAUUAGUACAUUAAAUAAUCAAUUAGCUAAUAAAAAUGAUGAAAUAUAAAGAUUAUUGGCUUAAAAUAAAUUAAGAUUAUAAUAAUUAUUAGAAUUAUAAAGUAGAUAUGCUUAAUUAGAUUAUCUUCUUAGUGAUCUUAAAGGAGUUGAAUUAUAAAAUAAAUAGCUUAUAGCUAGAAUUAAUGAAUUAACUUAGUUAGUUGAUGAUCUUAAGAGAAAACUUGCAUAAUAAGAAUUUUAAUUAUUAUAAUCUAAAUCAAAUGAAUUUAAGAUUUAAGAAUUAGAAAAUAUUAUAAAAGAGUUAGCAAAAGAAAUUUAAAGAUUAAAUGAAUUUUUGAAUUAAAAAUUAUCUGAAAAUGAUAAAUUGAACAUGUAAAUUAUUUCAAUGGAAAAUGAAAUUAAUAAACUCAAAAAUUUAGAACCUGUUUUAAGAGAAUUGGAAAAGAAACUAUAAACACAUUUAGAUGAUAUUGCUAGAUUGAAAUAAUUAUUAGAUUCAAGAACAAAUGAAUUAAAUGAAUGGAGAUUGAAAUAUUCAAAACUUGAACCAGUUGUAGAUGAAAAAAGAUAAUUAGAAGAAAAGAAUAGAUUAUUAGAAAAUAGACUUUAAGGAUAAUAAUAGGAUAUUGAAAGAUUAACUAAAUAGUUGAGAUAGAAAUAAUUAGAUAUUGAUUAAUUGAAUUGGAUAUUAAAUUAGACAGAAGGUUUAUUAAGAAAUAGAGAUGAUAACAUAAAUUCUCUUGAGACAAGAUUAAAUAAUCUUUAAAGAUCUUAUGAUAAUGAGAGAUAGAAAACUUUGAAUUUUGAAUAGAUUCAAAGUUAAUUAUAAUAAGCAUUAGAUAAGAUUAAUUAAUUAGAAACUUAAAUUAAAGGAUUGUAAAAUGAUUUAAAUAGAGCAAAGAAGGAAGUAAGUUUUCAAUAAAAUGAAAAUGAUUAGAUGAGAUAAUAGAUUGUAAAAUAAGAAAUGACAAUUUUAGAUUUGAAAUAGAAUGAAGCUAGAUAUAAGGAAGUUGAGAAUAGAUUGAAUUAAAGUUAAAAGGAGGUUGAAAAGUUAACAAGAUAAUUAAGUGAUAAAUUAUAAGCAUAUGAGGAAUUAAAAUAAAAUAAUGGAUUGUUGGAUACAAAAUACAAGAAUUUAUAAUAAUAAUAUUAAGAAUUAUUAUAGAGAUUAAAUUAAUUAGAAUAAAUAAAUAAUUAAUAUUAAAUAUUGAAAGCUAAGAAUUUGGAAUUAGAAAAUAAUAAUAAAUAAUAUAAAUUGGAUUAAGAUAGAUUAAAUUCUACUUUGAAUCAGAAACUAUAAGAAUUAAAUGAAUUGUAAAAUUUACUUCCAUAAUUGGAAGAUUAGAUCCAUAGAUUGACUCCAUUUGAAGAGAAGGUAUAAAUAAUAAAAAUGUAAUAUAGUAUGCAAUAGUAGAACCAAAAUAUGAAUAGGAAUUGAAUAGAAGUGAUGAAUUAUAAAAGAAAUUAAGGGAGUAAGAAGAGAAAUUAAGAGAUUUAGAGAAGAUGAAUAAGAUGUAAGUGUUUAUAUAUAUAUAUUAAAAUAUAGAGUAUAGGAUCAAACAGUGAUGUUGACAGUAUUAUUUGGAGAAUGUGAAGGGUUGAGAUAGUAAUGUAUAGAUAAAGAUGGAGAGAUUUAAGAUCUUAGAUUUAAUGUAGCCUAAUUAUCAGAUUAGUGAUAUAUGAUAGUAAUA
This is a messenger RNA of Paramecium sonneborni, 3324 nucleotides long. NCBI's taxonomy places the organism in Eukaryota, Ciliophora, Oligohymenophorea, Peniculida, Parameciidae. The record is from the annotation of a GenBank genome assembly.